AUGGCUAACAAUCUUGUCAUUUAUUUAUUUUAUUUUCAAUUAUGCAGAAGCCAUGGAUUUGAAUUUAUAGAGAUUGAUUUAAACAUGGAUUUAGAACAGCAAGGACCAUUUGAUGUGGUUAUCCAUAAAUGGAGUGAUUUACUUGCGGCGCCUUCCGAUGUGUCUAACUUAAUCUACGAUUUACAGAACUAUUUCAGCAAUCAUCCGGAGACUAUCAUGUUGGACCCUAUAGCAAGUGUCUGUACAUUGGUCGACCGUAGUCGGACUUAUGCUGCCGUCAGUGAAUACAGCAAAGAACCAAAUUCCUGUCUACAUAUCCCUAACUUCGUCACUAUACCCGAAAAUACGGACAAACAUCCAAUUCUGACAUUGCUAAAGAAUGCUAAAAUUCGAUUUCCUAUUGUUUGUAAGCCUAUUGUUGCUCAUGGAUCAUCUCUUUCUCAUACGAUGUGCAUAAUAUUUAAUGAAGCUGGUCUGAAAGAUUUAAAAUCUCCAUGUGUUGCACAGCAGUUCAUAAAUCAUAACGCAGAAUUGUUUAAGUGUGAUGAAAAGAGACCCGUUAAUGCCAUGCCUGACGACGCGAUUAUUUCAAGCAUUGUUAGAAAACUUAGAACAUCUUUAGACUUGAAAUUGUUUGGUGUGGAUGUCAUUAUUGAUAAUAUAACCGGGCUUCACUACGUAAUAGAUGUUAACUUCUUUCCGGGAUACGAUGGAUUUCCGAAUUUUUUUGCAUCGUUAUUUAAGCUUUUCUAUCAAGUUAUAGAGGGAAAAAGGGGCGAUUGCUUCGAAGAGAUCAACGGUAACCAUCAAAAUGGUAUCACUAGAAAUGGCAUUAGCCAUAAUGGAGUGGCUAGUCAAUCUUCUGGACAAAAAUAA
Trichoplax adhaerens is the source of this 876-nucleotide messenger RNA. RefSeq lists its product as uncharacterized. Bases 1 to 876 code for a protein of 291 amino acids. The record is from RefSeq and is a predicted model, not a curated record. Lineage: Eukaryota; Metazoa; Placozoa; Uniplacotomia; Trichoplacea; Trichoplacidae. The transcript has 9 exons. Gene Ontology annotation, biological process: inositol trisphosphate metabolic process. Gene Ontology annotation, molecular function: inositol-3,4,5,6-tetrakisphosphate 1-kinase activity; inositol-1,3,4-trisphosphate 5-kinase activity; magnesium ion binding. Gene Ontology annotation, cellular component: cytoplasm.